Messenger RNA from Chilo suppressalis (striped riceborer), 1887 nucleotides. The record is from the annotation of a GenBank genome assembly. NCBI's taxonomy places the organism in Eukaryota, Metazoa, Arthropoda, Insecta, Lepidoptera, Crambidae.
CUUUAGUGAGCGUGUUAUAGAAACGCUGUUCCGAGACGUUAGCGCAGUCUAGGUCGUAGCACUGAUCACAAUCUCCACAAUAUAAAUAUUUCCUAUCAGGAAUUGUUUGCCGACAUCCACCACAAAUCAUUUUGUCACCCUCCAUAGCUGAGCUACUAUGAAUUAGUUGCAGUAAGACGACACGCCACAGAAAUAACAAAAAUUUACCAAUUUGGGGAAAGUUUCACUAUGUGGCAACACUUUGGGCUUAUCAAAGUGAAAACUGACGUUAUUAUUUGAAUAUGACAGCUUCGAUACAGUUGUCAAAAUGAAACUGACAGGUUGUCAGUUGAAAUUGACAUUAAAAUAGCGUGUGAGGGUAUUCAAUAACACUAUAAUUUAUAAAAAUUUUUGCGGGUGAAAAAAUGCCACUUAUCUUGUUCAAUAUCUUUCUUAUCCUUUACUUUUUCCCCUGGAUAACAAUUGUGUAGCUUUGUUGAAGGAUGCACUGCACUACACAAACACUUUGACUUGAAAAUUCGAGAAGUUAUUUAAUUUUUGAAAAUAGAAUUACGUACGAAGUAUGAACAGUGGCAGGGUUGCCAGAUCUAUCUCAAUUAUAUGAUUAAAUCGCCCAUCCAAAGACUUAAAUUGAUUUUAAUUUAAAAAAAAAUCAUCGCAAAACAUUGACUUGAUGCCUCCCUAUAAUAAAUGAUAGUUAAAGUAUUUUCCAAAAUGUUUUUAUCAAAAUCACAGUAGACACCAUAGAGACGAAGUGGUAAGGCAAAAAUAUAAUUAUUCAAAGAGAAUAUAAAUAAAAUAAUGACAAAAAUUUUGUGCCUCGAGAGUGUGAAAAGUGCGAAGAGUGAAUUCUAUUAGAUUUAGAGGAUAUUGAGCUAAUAUUUCAUACGUUCAAUUUCAAAAACAAAUUAGAUAUGGCUGGCAAAAUUACAGACCGAAAAGGCAAAAACAAAGAACCUAAAUCAGGAGCCAGUGAAUUGUCCGAUAAUUUAGCAACAUUCGCUCUUCCCGACAGUCUACCUUGCUCCGAAGUAGAUUUCCCUAUACUGAUAAGGAAGAAAAACUUGGCAAACUGGAAAACUAUUUUGGAAGAAACUGACCAACAAUUUCACGAAAUUGAAAAAUUCAAUGAUAGCAAAAAAGAACCGGUCCCGAAAUCACCGUUUAUUAAAACUGAAUGCGAUUAUAUAAAAAAUGAAAUAUUUGUACAUCUACUGCCUGCUUUAGAAGAAACUCUUAAUAAAGCAAAGAUAUGGCAAGCUUUACAAAGGCAAAACUGUUUCUUCAAUGGUAUAGAUCAUAUUGUUCAGAUUUUAUGGAACAACAAUCCUCGCUACCCAGAGCGACAAGGCAAAAACUUACAUUUAUUCAACAUGCCCUGGGUCCGCCAAUAUCUAAAAGAGAAUCCCAGACCGCUUUACCCGAAGUCUUGGUUAUGGCCAGAGGAAUACGCUGCUACAAUGAUACAGAAAACAGUCAGGCAAUAUUUUGUUCAGAGAGAAGAGGAAGUUCAGGAAAUGCGUGAUUUCUGGAAGAAACUCGAAUUGGAACGCAACAUCCCCGAUAUGGAAACCAAUCCAUUUUUGGCCAAAAAGUUUGCUUCAGUACAGAAUUUUCGUAAAUGAACACUACAUUCAUUUAAUUAAAAUGUUCUUUUUUAUUAUUAUUGUUACCUUCUAAUUACAAAGCCACACUAAUUAUAUAAACAAAAACUACCGAAUACUUGUUAUUUUACUUGAGAGGUACUCCCUCAUAAAGGGAUGGACUUGCAGGCUUGCCUAAACCCAUUGUGAACUCAACAGUCGGCUGCUCACCAGGUUGGGCAACUCUAUUCACUCUAUUCGGGCUUUGGUUGUAACUGAUUGGCAUUACCAAUUCUUUCAUAAC